Boleophthalmus pectinirostris (great blue-spotted mudskipper) is the source of this 3030-nucleotide messenger RNA. It is a transcript of the gene ankrd6b, whose product is annotated as ankyrin repeat domain 6b. Gene Ontology annotation, molecular function: protein binding. The coding region runs from base 534 to 2639 and encodes 701 amino acids. Lineage: Eukaryota; Metazoa; Chordata; Actinopteri; Gobiiformes; Gobiidae. The transcript has 16 exons. The record is from RefSeq and is a predicted model, not a curated record.
AACCACUAUCAAUUAGGGUACAGUGUAUGUGAUGUGGCUUUAAGUUAAGUAGUAGUUUAAAAUUAUUAUUAUGAAGGUUUACUUAGAUUAUUUAUAGGCUAAGGACACCGACCAACACACACUAAACUAGCCCGUUAUUCAGGAAUGGUUCAUGCGCGUGGCGCGUACUGGGACAUGCCCGAAGAGAGAGAAGAGGGAGGCGGCAACUGCGGGACUAAGAGUAAUGUUCACUGCCCGCGACAGGGACACUCCAUAGGACCAUAGGACCACACGGGACGCGGGACACAGGACGUGUAUGGUUUCAGAACAGCCGGAGCCAGGUCCAGGGGCUCACGCAGAACAGCCACUCUGGAUGUGGAGAUAUUCCUGCAGGAGUGAUGUCGACUGAGAUCCAGAGGAGUUGAACACAGCCUGGGGUCAGAGGUCAGGCCUAAAAGCAUCAGUAAACACACAGGACUAGGAUCUGCACCUGCCCAAGUUGGAACAGAACAGCAUGAGUUAGAGCGCCCCCUGCAGCCCAUCAGUACACCUUCAUGAGCCCACAGAAUGAGGUGCAUGCCCUCUCGGAGCGCCUCCUCGUAGCCUCGCACAAGGGACAGCUCCAAAAUGUGGUUCACCUUAUCAACAAGGGAGCGGAGGUGGCAGUGACCAGGUUCGGCCGGAGCCCUCUGCACUUGGCAGCUCACAAAGGGCACAUUGAGGUUGUGCAUGUCCUGCUCAGAGCUGGCUGUGACCUGGACAUCCAGGACGACGGCGGGCAGACAGCACUGCACCGGGCUGCUGUGCAUGGGAACACUGCAGUCAUCAGCGCUCUGCUCCAGGAGGGCUGUGCUCUGGACCGGGAGGACAAGGAUGGAAACACUGCUCUCCAUGAAGUUUCUUGGCAUGGCUUCAGUCAGUCAGUCAAGCUGCUGGUAAAGGCUGGAGCUAAUGUUCACGCGAAAAACAAGGCAGGGAACACAGCUCUGCAUUUGGCCUGUCAGAAUGGACACACUCAGAGCACCAAGGUCCUGCUGUUAGGGGGCUCCCAGCCGGACGCACGCAACCAUACAGGGGACACGUGUCUUCAUGUAGCAGCGCGUUACAACCACCUGCCCAUCAUCCGCAUCCUGCUGGGUGCUUUUUGCUCAGUGUCACACAAAAAUUUGGCUGGGGACACACCGCUCCACGUGGCGGCUGCUCUCAAUCAUAAGAAAACAGUUGGUCUGUUGUUGGAGGCUGGAGCUGACAGUCGCAUCUGCAACAAUGCAGGCCAUACUGCGCUGGAUUUGGCGAGAGAGCACAACAACCCCCAGGUGGCGCUCCUCCUAACUAAAGCACCACAGUGCUUCGUCCGUGGCAGAAGUGCCAGGAAGAGGAGAGAGAAACUAAAGGCCGAGGGUCGAGCUCAGUCAGUCCCCCGAGAUGAGAUGCUGCCCUCGAAGGAAAGUGGCUCUGCUGCAGGUGACACACCUAGCAGUGACUUUGCAUCCAAAAAGUCUGACGAGAUCAAACAAGCCAACAGCAAACAGGCUAAAGACAAGAAAGGCCAGGGCAAGCAGUCACUAUCUGACCCCCUGCGACGUAAAGAGGCCAGACACAGCAGCACCCUCCACAGGCGAAAAGGAAAACUACGAGGAGUGUCCCCUCACACUUCCUUACCUCCUCACAACUACAAGGCCUACCAGCUGUACACUCUGUACCGUGCCAAGGAUGGCAGGGUUAUGCAGGCACCACUGAGUGGCUGUCGCUGUGAACCUCUCAUCAGCAAACUGGAGAACCAGCUAGAGGCAACCAAAGAGGAAAUGAAAACUGAGAUUCAUUCUGUCCAGGACCUGAUGAACUCAAAGUUAGGCCAGCUGGACUGCAGCAACAAGCACCAGAUACGAGCUCUUGAAAAGCUAACCCAGGAGAGGGUGUGGGCCGAGAAGAGCCAGUGUCUGCAGAGGAUCGAGCAAAGGGCCCUUCAGGAGCGUCAGGAGAGCCACAAGCGGCAGGUGUCUUUAAUGAAUGAGCUGAAGAGCUGGUGUCUGUCCAAGCUUCAGAACAUUGACACUGGCUCCUGUGAGACUCAUGGUCUGAGUGAAGCAGCUGUGCUUACUGUGGUGCCUGACACAACUAAGAUUGAGGCCUCGCAGGCAGGAGCCCCAGGUACCGGAACUCCGGAGGCUGGAGCAACUUCAGCUAACGACUUUGCGGUCCAUGUGGAUACAUCUGCAGAGAGAGUAGAUGUAGCCUCUGAUCCAGUAGUGCGACCCAAGCAGCGAGCUGUGCUCUCCUCAGACCUGAGGAAGGACAGAGACCAGGCAGGUUCUGGUCUGGACAGCAGCAGAAAGCACCGCACCAGCAGCCUUGACAGAUCCAAGAGCCAUCGGAGGCACUCUCAGGGCAGGACUAAGAAUAAAGGAGGUGUAGAGGUGUUCAGGGAGCAGCCUGACUCCUCACUGACUCAGGAAAGGGACAGGCAUGCGGUGCAGGUGACUCAGCACUUGUUUGAGACUGUGUCCAUGCAGAUGGAGCGCUGGUAUGAGAGAAAGUUGCAGGAGGCCAGAUGGCAGGCUGAGCAAAAGGCCCAGGCUGACCGUGCUGCUCUCCUGGACAGAAUCACACACCUGGAGGAUGAGCUGCGAGUGCUCCGGGCUCAGCAGCACUGCAGCUAAUACACUGCAGCAUGUGCUCAUCAAAGCUGCCAUUCUACUGUUGUUUCCUGUCUAGACUCAUAGGCUCCUCUGAAGACAAGACAACAGUGGAUGAAGAAAUAUCAUCUGUAACAGCUGACAGCAUUUUCAGAAUCUGGACCAAACGGUAACAAUGUUAUGCUCCAGCCCACAACUGAACAUAGGUAUAACCUUCUGAAGCCUUAGUUCGGUGUAACAGACGUCAUUAAUCUCUGUUGUAAAGUGAUUCAGAACAGUUUGACCAGUGUUUAUUAGAGGGACAAAAUAAAGUUUUAGUGAUACAAGUAGAAACUAAAGUGAGAUGUUAGCUUUUUAGUACAUAUUAAGUUACACUCACAUUCAGCUAUUUUUUUUAACUAAUUUUUAUUUGUUA